Caenorhabditis sp. 36 PRJEB53466 is the source of this 1678-nucleotide messenger RNA. The record is from the annotation of a GenBank genome assembly. Lineage: Eukaryota; Metazoa; Nematoda; Chromadorea; Rhabditida; Rhabditidae.
AUGGCCGGUGAGUUGCUUAAGCGCUUUUUUCUACUAUAAAAAGGUGCAUCUUCUUGUAGACGCCGAAAAAAUAGUGUUGGACUCUAUAAAACUGACCAAGGACUGUCUGGACAUUGGAAAGUUUGCGAGCGAGGAGCUCGCAAAGACGCUUCCAGUGUUCGGAGCAUUCGGAGUGCUCGUCAUCGAUCUGAUUGGUGCAUCACAGCAUAAAAAGGAUUCGGUGAAGCCGAUGCUCCAAAAGUUGGAGAACAAUAUCCGGAAAUUGUCGCAGCAGACCGCGAAAGGAUUCGAUGAUAUGAAGGCGUUCGUGACGGAGCAGUCGUUCUCGAGGGUUAGUACACUAAAUGACGAUCACACCAAUAGAUUUAUCUCUGCUGCGAGUAGAGACAUCAAAAACUUGUCAGCUGAUAAAAUGCGCAUCAGAAAAUUGUGUACAUUUUCUUAGAUGAACGCUUUUUGACAUCUCCACCGACCGCUGAGAUAUAUCGUCUUGAAUAUGGGCAAUAGUAAGGUAUAAGCAAACCGUUUGCAGGACAUUCUGAUGCCCGUUUCCACACUCAUCAAGUUCAUGCUGCCGACGGUCGAAGAUCCGAACACGCACAACGUCGAGCACUUUCGAAAAGAGUGCGCCGCCACUUCGGCGCUCCGUAUCGCCAACGACAUGCUGAGUUGUCUGGAGAGAAGCGCCACGAAUCCGCUGAAAAUGGCGAUGGCCGCAGAGACGGAAAAGUCCACGGCCACUUUCAACAAAUGGAAAAACUUGUUGAUGACCGUGAUGGGCGAGUUGGUUCGUUUUAUUCAUAUAUCACGGAACCCCAGCAUUCCAAUGCGCAAGCGAGUUGUCAAUGGGGCGCGCUUGCAUCCACCGUCGGCUCGGAGUUUCUUUUUUCAACUGAAAACCAGAAUUCGUUCGUUUUUCUCUUAAUAAACACUCACAUUUUGUUCUUUGCGAACAAUAGGGCGAUUGUUUGAGUUAAAAGCAUCGAAUUAAGCGCGAAACAAAGCAGAUUCGUUCAGAGUUGACCAAAUUGAGGGAUUUUGUCGAAAACUACUGAAAAAAACGGAGUUUUGACGAUUAUUUGCCGAAUCGAGUUCGGACAGUCAACAAGGAGUUUAUUGCGCAUCUUUUAAGCGCUCAACCGUCGAAAAAUAUACAGAAUUGAGAUAAUUGAGGCAAAUUUUUGAUUCCAAAAAAAAAAUUCUGUAAUUCUCACAUAAAACGUUUCGAAAUUGAUGACAAAGCAGUUAACAUUUCAUUUUUUAUUCAUUUCCAAUCAUUAUCAUAGGUUUUGGCACUGAUUGGUUCUGAAAAGAUGGGGAUAAUGCAAAAAAAUGGGAAAAUUGAAAUGAGAAACUCUACAACGACGCUCCGGAAUUACGCGUUACGCGCCUUGUUUAGCGCACGUGAAUUGCGCCAAGCGAAUUUGUUAUUGGAAGGCUGGGGUUCCGUGUGUGUGUACGAAAACGUUAAUGUUCAGCUAAUGCUCGAGACGUACAUCAAUGCAAUGUUCUGGCAGCGAAACAUGUGGGGACCCAAUGAAAUGAUGAAGAAGGCAAAAGUUCUAGAGGAACACAUUGAUCAAUGGGAGACUGAAUUAAGGUACACACUGACACACAACCGUUUCAUGAGUUCAAGAUUUGUAGGACAACUACUGGGAGGGUGUUGUUCAGAAAUUGA